Blepharisma stoltei is the source of this 901-nucleotide messenger RNA. The record is from the annotation of a GenBank genome assembly. NCBI's taxonomy places the organism in Eukaryota, Ciliophora, Heterotrichea, Heterotrichida, Blepharismidae.
AUGCAAGAAACAACUCAGAAAUCAAGCCUUUCUCACUCUCGUCGCAAUUCUGAAGGAUUUAUCAAUUUAGAAAUAGGUCCUGGCAGCUAUGAGAUAUCAAGCAAAAUCGGAACGACCUCCAUGCUUUAUAAAAACUCCCCACAAGUUACCAUUUCAAAUUCGAAAAUCCCCACAAAUCAAUAUAUAAACAAGCCUUUAUCUCAUUUACUUCAAGGCACUCAAUCUCCAGGCUUCAAUAUUUACUCUCCCAACGCCUCACUUACAUAUCGAUCCGAAACAAAAUUUACGUUUCCAAAAUCCAAGCGUGAAUCCACCUUUAUAAAAUCUCAGCUUGACCGAUCUCCAGGACCUAUUUAUAAUUCGCCUAAACCUAUAGCUCCAUCAGUAAAUUUUUCCAAGGCGCAAAGAUAUUCCUAUUAAUUAAAUAAUCAUAAAAAUCAGAUUUAAAAAAUAAAAUAUUAUUUAAUUAUUUUCUAGCCUAUUUAAUAAUACAUAUAAAAUGUUUGAAAGAUAUGACUCGCCAUCACCAACCUCUUAUAACCCAAAACUCUCUUCCUCAAGUUCUAUGGUCACUAUUAAAUCCGCCCAAAAAACUGACAAAAUCUACGCAAAAAACUACGAAAGAUACCUAAAAGGAAAAUUAAGUCCAGGUCCAGGGUGCUAUAACUUGCAAAGUUUCAGCAAUUUAAUAAAAGGCGGAAUAUUUUCAAAAGUCGGCAGAGACGCUGGAGAAAGUAAACUAUAGUUAGAAUUACCAAAAUUACCAGGUCCAGGAGAUUAUGAAACAGGAAGGAAAAUUUUAACUGAAAAAGGAUCAUUUUAUAAAGGCAAAAAAAAGCUAGACGUAAGAGACUGUAACCUUUAUUUAGACGCUAAAUCAUUUGAGCUAUUCAAGAAUUAA